UCGUUUUCCCGGAGAGGCGUUGGGAUUACGGCAGCCAGCGGUCCCCGAGGUGCCCCGGCCCGGCGCCCAUGGGGAAAGGCUGCUCCCCCCUUGUAAAAUGAAGGGAGCGGGAUCUCCGAGCGCGGGGCGGGAGCCGCUUUUACGCCUUUGGGAGUUGAGCAUGGAGGGCGGUAAAACAGCUACCUGAACGCGGAAAGCAAAAAAAGAAAACACCUCCCCCCCCCCCGCCCCAGACCCAACAACAAGUAGUUCUCGCCUGGCAGGGAAGCACGGAGAGAGGCUGGGAAUCGGCGUCCACCGCCACGCGCGACCGGAGCCCGCCUGGGAAGAGGAGCCGCCUUCUCUCCUGUGGCGAAGGCAGAAGCUCAUCCACCGCGGACCUGCCCGUGAUCGGCUGCCCGCACCCCCUCCACCUUGCCCAGCGACCGGUCCGUCCUACCCCCUUCCCCCCUCCCUCCCCCCCCCCCCCCCCCCCCAUCCUCGCUGCCGCCUCCCGCGCCCUCCCCAGUCUCUCCAGUCAUGUCCGACCCGGAGCGAUGGGGAAGCUCGAGGACAACGAGAGGGUGAUCCUCAACGUGGGGGGGACGCGGCACGAGACCUACCGCAGCACCCUGAAGACCCUGCCGGGGACCCGCCUGGCCCUGCUCGCCUGCGAGUCCCAGAGCGAGUCCCCGGGCGGCGAGGAGCCCCCCAACGCGCCGCCGCCGGCGGGCGGCUGCCCGGAGCCCGGCAGCGGCUGCAGCCCCCGGGGCAGCGGCGGCGCCAGCGAGUUUUUUUUCGACCGGCACCCGGGGGUCUUCGCCUAUGUGCUCAACUACUACCGCACCGGCAAGCUGCACUGCCCCGCCGACGUCUGCGGGCCGCUCUUCGAGGAGGAGCUGGCCUUCUGGGGCAUCGACGAGACCGACGUGGAGCCCUGCUGCUGGAUGACCUACCGCCAGCACCGCGACGCCGAGGAGGCCCUCGACAUCUUCGAGGCGCCCGACCUGCUGACGGGCGAGCCACCCCCGGACGGCGACGACGACGACCUGGCUGCCAAGAGGCUGGGCAUCGAGGACGUGGGGGCGACCGCCGAGGGCAAGGGCGGGCGCUGGCGGCGGCUGCAGCCCCGCGUCUGGGCGCUCUUCGAGGACCCCUACUCCUCGCGGGCUGCCAGGUUCAUCGCCUUUGCCUCUUUGUUCUUCAUCCUAGUUUCAAUCACAACCUUUUGCCUGGAAACGCAUGAGGCUUUCAAUACUAUUAUAAACAAAACAGAGCAGGUCGUCAAUGGGACAGAAACUGUGCUACAAUAUGAAAUUGAGACAGAUCCUGCCCUGACAUACGUGGAAGGAGUCUGUGUGGUAUGGUUUACAUUUGAAUUUUUAGUACGUGUUGUUUUUUCUCCCAAUAAACUUGAAUUCAUCAAAAACCUCUUGAAUAUCAUUGACUUUGUGGCCAUCCUGCCCUUUUACCUAGAAGUGGGCCUGAGCGGGCUCUCCUCCAAAGCUGCUAAGGACGUGCUUGGAUUCCUCAGGGUGGUAAGGUUUGUGAGGAUCCUGCGAAUCUUCAAGCUCACUCGGCACUUUGUGGGCCUCAGGGUGCUGGGCCACACUCUGCGAGCAAGCACCAACGAAUUUUUGCUGCUGAUAAUAUUCCUGGCACUUGGUGUCUUGAUAUUUGCCACCAUGAUCUACUACGCAGAGCGGGUGGGAGCCCAGCCUAAUGACCCGUCAGCAAGUGAGCACACACAGUUCAAAAAUAUCCCUAUCGGCUUCUGGUGGGCUGUAGUCACCAUGACCACCCUGGGAUAUGGGGAUAUGUAUCCACGGACUUGGUCAGGGAUGCUGGUGGGAGCCCUGUGUGCAUUGGCAGGGGUGCUCACCAUAGCCAUGCCCGUGCCUGUGAUAGUUAACAAUUUUGGGAUGUACUACUCCCUGGCCAUGGCAAAGCAGAAAUUGCCGAGGAAGCGGAAGAAGCAUAUCCCUCCUGCUCCUCAAGCCAGUUCACCCACCUUCUGCAAGACAGACUUGAACAUGGCUUGCAAUAGCACACAGGGUGACAUCUGCCUCGGCAAGGACAACCAGCUGAUGGAGCACAACAGAUCAUCAGUGUUAUCAGGUGAAGACAGUGCAGGAAGUGAGCAGCCACUCUCACCUGGUGAAAGGCUCCCUCCCAUCAGACGCUCUAGUACAAGAGACAAAAACAGAAGAGGGGGAACAUGUUUCCUACUGACAACAGGUGAUUACACGUGUGCUACUGAUGGAGGGAUCAGGAAAGGCUAUGAAAAAUCUCGAAGCUUAAACAACAUAGCUGGCUUGACAGGCAAUGCUCUGCGACUGUCUCCAGUAACAUCACCCUACAGCUCACCUUGUCCUCUAAGGCGCUCUCGGUCUCCCAUCCCUUCCAUCUUGUAAACCAGAUGGCAUCAAUCGACUACAUAGUAUUAAUUCAAAUACUGUUUACCACAUAUUGGAAAUAAAUGUAGCAUUAACCAUAGGCUCCACAAAUAUGGUAUAACUCCUGCAUGGUAUAACUGUCAGUAGUAAGAAAUACCACUUGGGUAGCUGAAGAUUUUUAUCUUGGCUUCUAAAGAUUACCUAAGGUAGCACUUCUCCUUUUAUCUACUAUAUUGUCCUACUUUACUGUGGCAAUAAAAGGACAGUUAGUGGAUGCCGUUGGCCAGUAUAUUCAAUAAAUAAGCAUAUUUUCAGGGAGAUUUACUUAAAAUAAUGUGCUUCCAACUAAUUAUCAGUCACUCCAUUGAACCUCCAUUUCUCGUGACUCUAAUCCAUUCUGAAGAUGUCUGGAAUCGUGUCGUGGUUGCACACAAUGUGACUUGGGUCUGCUCAUUUGCAUGGACCAUCCUGUCUCCAUCACCUGACAAGCAGUGUUGCUGAUCGCGGAGACCACAGAGGGCUCUGGAUGUGUGUUCUCUCAUUGUACCAUCCUGCUGAAAUGAAAGCACUGAUAAACUGGUCUGCAUGUGGGAUUGUUUUUCUUUGUUUAACCUUUUCUUUUAUUUUUUAACAAUCUAUUUGUUUAUAAAUGGCUUUAUUUUGUGAUUAACUUACUUUGGUACUGGAUUGCUGUAUCAGAGUUCUGAAUGUCUCCGGUUGUUUGCACACAGAUAACUGCAAAGAGGUUGUCAUUACUGGUUACACGCAAGCAGAAGCCAGAUCUCUUUCUUAAUGGCUUGGGGAAGGCACAAAACAUGCAAGAAAGGUAAACGCCAUCCAGACUUGCAAUUUUAAGCUAGCAAGUGCUGCUUGGUACUGUAGUCAUUUCUCUACUCCAGGGUUCUUCACCAUUUUCAGAGGCUGAGUACCAAGUAAAAUUGAGAAGAUUAUUGGGGGCUUUUUUGUACCACUGUGAGAGGGUAGUAGUUCUCAAAUUGGGUUUUUGACCAGCCUUAUACCUCUGGCUCAUGAGCUUCAAAAAUUUCUUCAGUCAAUGUUUUUUGAGGUGCUUUGUCCUAUAUGUUGUUUGUCUGUCUGUUUUGCAACCUGUCUACUGUAUUCUCCAUCUGUCUCCAUAAAGCACAGGGAUACUGUUAAAAUGCCCCCCUCUUUUAAGGUUAACUAAGGACAUUUUUCUCCUUUUCUCUUUUUUCAUAUGGACUAUACUUAUGUGUAUAGAUAUAAAUAUAUAUAUUUUUCAAGUGCAAGUUAGUAUUGUCUAGACUAACUCAUGUGAGCACUCUGAAGAUUUUUCAAGUGGGAUUUAGUAGCGGCUUUACCGUACUGACCGGUUGCCUAUUGCAUCAAUCUUCCUCCUAGCAACCAGCAUUCAUUACAGUUUUGAAACUGUAUCUCCUCCAGUGGCUUUUUCAUUCAAUAUUAACUUCUGUUUAUGCAAUAGGACAAAUGCAGUGGCAGAUUUAGUGUUCUGGGCUGGUGAGGAAAAAUCACCCUAAACUAGAGUUUUGGAACUACAUGGGGAAGACAAUAACAACUCAAAUCUUAAGAGAUCCUUGAGAUUGUUGAAUAAUCCCUGAUUGUCAUGUUUUAUUUUUUGUUAGGAAAAGAAAUACAACUUAUUGUUGACCAUGUAACAUGUUCUUCUGUAUAUAGCCUAGCCCAAUAGCAUGACCUGCAUGUCAGAAUUCUUGUACAAUAAUGUAUUUAUCAAAGUAUACAUUUCUGAUAUUUAGAGAUGUACAUUGAAUUAGAUUUGUUAAAAUAUUGUCAAUAGAGAGAUAACUGCAAACAGCUUUUAGCAAAGGAAUUAAUAUAAUAUCUGGUGCUGCUGUUAUAUUAACUACAGUGUUGUACAGAAUUUAUCAUGGAUUUUUGACUGCUGAAAAAGGGACAAUGGAAUUUAGCCAUACCAAGGACUGUACUGGAAAGAGACUGCUGCUGCUGAAUGGGCCCUG
Molecule: messenger RNA, 4351 nt
Organism: Tyto alba (common barn owl)
Lineage: Eukaryota; Metazoa; Chordata; Aves; Strigiformes; Tytonidae
Gene: KCNC2
Product: potassium voltage-gated channel subfamily C member 2
Exons: 5
Coding region: 537-2393 (618 amino acids)
Biological process (GO): protein homooligomerization; potassium ion transmembrane transport
Cellular component (GO): voltage-gated potassium channel complex; neuronal cell body membrane; axon
Molecular function (GO): protein binding; delayed rectifier potassium channel activity
Source: RefSeq, a predicted model, not a curated record